This is a messenger RNA of Penicillium robsamsonii, 342 nucleotides long. RefSeq lists its product as uncharacterized. The record is from RefSeq and is a predicted model, not a curated record. The transcript is spliced from 2 exons. The coding region runs from base 1 to 342 and encodes 113 amino acids. NCBI's taxonomy places the organism in Eukaryota, Fungi, Ascomycota, Eurotiomycetes, Eurotiales, Aspergillaceae.
AUGCCGUCGUUGAUCUUCAGCUCUGUCCUUGAUCCUAAACUCAUUGCGAGACCGCUUCUCUUACGUUAUCAAGGCGAAACACAUCGUCGUUUGCGAGCAUUACGGAUGUCGCAUUAUGAAUGCAACCUCGAGGGAUGGGUUAAAAGGUCCAUGGUUGAGGUAAAUCCUUCUGCCCAAGAACUCCGCGAAGUUACUAAUUACUAUUUAUCGCUACGUUUGCUACGCAAAUUCCCCGAAGUGACCGAUGCAAUUACACUAGGGCGCCUACAUAUCCAUGGGCUGGUGUACGGUUCAGAAACCGAGAAGGCCUGUCGAGUGUUGGAAGAGCAACAGAACCAUUAA